CAUCCACCCCCGGAGUGGGUGACGCCAACGCCGCCGCUGCCGCUGGGAACGGGGGAGCCGCCACCGCCGCUACCAGCGCUGCCACCGGCGGCACCGACACCGGUACCGGCACGGCGCGGGAGGACGGGGCAGAGUGGAGGGUGGCAGCGGGGGGGAGCGGAGCCGGUGCUCAUGUGCCUGCGUUCCCGGCGGGGCGAUGAAGCAGCGAUGACGAUGGCAGCUGCCGAGAGGACCCUUCGGCCUUGGAAACCGGACCCGGGGCAGGCGGAGGGGGAUCGGCCGCCCCCGGGGCCGUCGCUGCCCCUGACCCUCACCGUCCUGGCCUGGCUGGGCACUGGCACCACCAUGGCCAGCCUCAACAAAUGGAUCUUCACCACCCACGGCUUCCGCUACCCGCUGCUGCUCUCGUCCCUCCACAUGCUGUCGGGAGUGGCCGUGGGGUAUCCGCUGGGCUGGGCGCGGGGUCCGGCCCCCCCGGUCCCCCGGCCCCGCGCUAGGAUCUAUCUGCUCAGCCUCACCUUCUGCACCAGCGUGGCCUUGGGCAACCUGGGCUUGAGCUACGUGCAGCUGGAGGUGGCGCAGGCGGUGGCCACCACCACGCCGCUGGUGACCCUGGUGCUGUCGGGGCUGCUGGGGGGCCGGCGGCACCACCCGCUGCAGUACGUCGCCAUGGGGCCCGUCUGUGCCGGGGCCGCCUGCAGCAUUGCCGGUGGCCUCCGCUUACACCAGCCCGGCUGCGGCUUCCUCCUGGCCGCCACCGUCCUCCGCGCCCUCAAGUCCAUACAGCAGAGUCUGCUGCUGCAGGAGGACCGUCUGGAUGCCCUGACCCUGCUCUGUUUGACCUCCCUGCCCAGUUUCUGCCUGCUCUUCGGGGCAGCCGUGGCACUGGAGGUGGGUCCCUCCUGGGAGGGGGUCCUGCGCUACGACGGCGCCCUCUGGGCCUGCGUCCUGCUCAGCUGCCUGGGCUCCGUCCUCUACAACCUGGCCACCUUCUGCGUUCUCUCCCUCACCUCUGCUCUCACCGUCCACGUCCUGGGCAACGUUGCCGUGGUGGGCAACCUGCUGCUCUCCCGCCUGCUCUUUGGUAGCCACCUGAGCGGGCUCAGCUACCUGGGCAUCGGGCUGAUGCUGGCCGGGAUGUUCAUGUACCACCAGCCGGACCUCAUCGCCGCGGGCUGGGCACAGCGGCCGGGACGCGGCCGGCCCAGGCGGGAGUAGGGUCCCCAGCGGGGACAGGGGUGGAUGGGAGCCUGGAGGGAUGCAGGCCAUGGGAGAGCGUGGCUCUGGAGGUGCACGUGUGCAGGUGCACGUGUGCUGGUGUGCACACCUACCAGUGUGGUGCAUGGCUCUGUGUGCCCACGUGGGUGCUGGUGUGCACAGCUCUGUGUGCCCAGCUCUGUGUGCCCACGUGGGUGCUGGUGUGCACAGCUCUGUGUGCACAGCUCUGUGUGCCCACGUGGGUGCUGGUGUGCACAGCUCUGUGUGCCCAGCUCU
Messenger RNA from Dryobates pubescens (Downy woodpecker), 1494 nucleotides. RefSeq names its product solute carrier family 35 member E4 (gene SLC35E4). Gene Ontology annotation, cellular component: Golgi apparatus. The coding region runs from base 172 to 1218 and encodes 348 amino acids. NCBI's taxonomy places the organism in Eukaryota, Metazoa, Chordata, Aves, Piciformes, Picidae. The record is from RefSeq and is a predicted model, not a curated record. Gene Ontology annotation, molecular function: antiporter activity. The transcript is spliced from 2 exons.